Messenger RNA from Pipra filicauda (Wire-tailed manakin), 3707 nucleotides. RefSeq names its product EFR3 homolog A (gene EFR3A). Bases 173 to 2644 code for a protein of 823 amino acids. The record is from RefSeq and is a predicted model, not a curated record. Gene Ontology annotation, cellular component: plasma membrane. The transcript has 25 exons. NCBI's taxonomy places the organism in Eukaryota, Metazoa, Chordata, Aves, Passeriformes, Pipridae. Gene Ontology annotation, biological process: protein localization to plasma membrane.
GGGUGUGGGGAAGAUGGCGGCUGCAGAGCUGAGCGGGAGCGGUGGUUGAGUUUAUUAUAUUUUUGCAAAAUUGAAGACAGAUUCCUGAUUAAUAAUGCCUGCCAAAAUCGCUUUGCAACUGUCAGUCGAUUAACCUUCAUGUGCAGCCUUGUUUGCUAUUGAUUUCUCAGUCAUGGGACGAAAGGGAGUUUGCUGUUGCUGUGCUGCGCUAAGACCUCGCUACAAGCGUCUAGUGGAUAACAUAUUUCCUGAAGAUCCAAAAGAUGGUCUUGUUAAGGCCGACAUGGAGAAGUUGACUUUCUAUGCAGUUUCUGCACCAGAAAAGCUGGAUCGAAUCGGGGCUUACCUGGCAGAGAGACUGAGCAGGGAUGUCGUCAGACACCGCUAUGGUUAUGUUUUAAUUGCCAUGGAGGCAUUGGACCAACUUCUGAUGGCUUGUCAUUCUCAAAGCAUAAAACCAUUUGUGGAAAGUUUCCUUCAUAUGGUGGCCAAGCUUCUGGAAUCAGGCGAACCAAAGCUGCAAGUCCUUGGAACUAAUUCUUUUGUCAAAUUUGCCAACAUUGAGGAAGACACACCUUCCUAUCACAGACGCUACGACUUCUUUGUGUCUCGGUUCAGUGCCAUGUGUCAUUCGUGUUACCCCGAUCCAGAAAUACAAACUGAGAUCCGAAUUGCUGGAAUCAGGGGCAUUCAGGGAGUGGUUCGAAAAACAGUUAACGAUGAACUUCGAGCAACUAUAUGGGAACCUCAGCACAUGGACAAGAUCGUACCAUCAUUGCUGUUCAACAUGCAGAAAAUAGAAGAUAUCGACAGCAGAACAGGCCCUCCAUCCUCUCCGACAGGAGGAGAGAAAGAGGAGAAUCCUGCUCUGCUGGCCGAGAAUUGUUUCAGAGAACUACUAGGACGAGCAACCUAUGGAAAUAUGAAUAAUGCUGUCAGACCAGUUUUUGCGCAUUUAGAUCAUCACAGACUAUGGGAUCCUAAUGAAUUUGCUGUUUCCUGCUUUAAAAUCAUCAUGUAUUCUAUACAGGCACAAUAUUCCCAUCAUGUCAUACAAGAAAUCCUUGGACACCUUGACGUCCGCAAAAGGGACUCGCCACGAGUCCGUGCUGGCAUUAUUCAGGUUCUUUUGGAAGCAGUUGCAAUAGCAGCUAAAGGAUCAAUAGGCCCAACAGUUCUGGAGGUGUUUAAUACCUUGUUGAAGCACUUGCGCAUCAGCGUUGACUUCGAGCUGGGUGACAGGCGCAGCUCAGCGGGAAGUGCCGCUUUCAGCACGAGCUCCAAGGAGAGCGAUGAGAGGAUUGUCCAGAAUGCAAUUAUUCAAACAAUUGGAUUUUUUGGAAGCAAUCUCCCAGAUUACCAGAGAUCAGAGAUUAUGAUGUUCAUUAUGGGCAAAGUACCUGUUUUGGGGACUUCACAAUCACUGGAUACCAGCCACCUUGGAGAUUUGGGAACUAGAAGGAUUCAGAUCAUGUUACUGAGAUCUUUACUUAUGGUGACUUCAGGAUACAAAGCCACAACGAUCAGUAAUGCACUUCCUGCCCCAUUCCUGGACCCGUUACUGUCUCCUUCACUCAUGGAGGACUCUGAGCUAAGGCAGCUGGUCCUGGAAAUCCUGCAUAACCUCAUUGAUCGGCACGACAACAGAGCGAAGCUCAGAGGGAUACGAAUAAUACCAGAUGUUUCCGAUCUAAAGAUAAAACGAGACAAGAUUUCAAGGCAGGAUGUGAGCUUCAUGAAAAAGCAUGGUCAGCAGUUGUACAGACACAUCUACUUAGGCUGCAAAGAAGAAGACAAUGUCCAAAAAAACUUUGAACUCCUGUUUACAUCUCUAGCUCUAACCACAAUUGAACUGGCCAAUGAAGAAGUGGUUAUUGACCUCAUUCGAUUAGCUAUUGCCUUGCAGGACAUUGCCAUCAUCAACGAGGAUAAUCUGCCAAUGUUUAAUCGUUGUGGUGUCAUGGCGUUGGUUGCAGCCUAUCUAAACUUUCUGAGUCAGAUGAUUGCAGUUCCUGCCUUUUGUCAGCAUGUCAGCAAGGUCAUUGAAACCAGAAGUGUGGAAGCAUCUUAUUUUCUCCCAGAAACAAUUUUCAAAGACAAAUGCAAUCUCCCAAAAUCCUUAGAGAAGCAUGAAAAAGACUUAUUUUUCCUGACGAACCAGAUUGCAGAAUCAUUAGGAGGCAGUGGAUACAGUGUGGAAAGAUUGUCAGUUCCGUAUGUACCCCAGGUAACAGAUGAGGACAGACUCUCCAGGAGAAAAAGCAUUGUGGACACAGUGUCUCUUCAGGUGGAUAUUCUGCCUGGCAACAACACAGAGGAUAAGAUUGAUAAUACUGAAGAAAUCACCUUUGAAGCUUUGAAGAAAGCCAUUGAUAACAAUGGACUUGAAGAACAGGAAAAGGAAAAAAGGCGUCUUGUGAUUGAAAAGUUCCAAAAAGCGCCAUUUGAAGAAAUCGCAGCCCAGUGUGAAACCAAAGCAAACUUACUUCAUGACAGACUUGCACAGAUACUGGAACUCACCAUUCGUUUAACAGUGCAAUCACAGCUGUUAGUGGAUGACGAAACAGCCCCUUAUCUACAGCAUUCCGUUGCGAUUUUUACUGCUGCAGCGUGUCAGCCUGAUCAGACCACAGUCUACACAUAAAUAGGACUCUAGCCUUUAGUUUUCAUUUUUUUUUUUUUUUAAGGUAAGACUAAUAGCUUUUUGGCCUAUAUAAAAAGUGUAAUUUUUUAAACAGUAAAUCUAACCUAGGGAUACAAUGUAAAACAUUUCUCCACGCUGUAAUUUUUUAAGAAUAUCACUCGGCACUUUUGUACAAAAAGAAAAUAAGGAGUCUAAGUAAUAAAGAAUGUACUUCUGUUUGCACUUGUGCAGUAUGAAGACUAUGCUGUAAAUACAGGAUUGUUUCUGUGAUUGAAUUCUGUUGCAUGAAUGCUGCAUGUGAAAAUAACUAGAUUCAGCAUUUCAUUUUCUGUUCUUUUUAUGAAGUAUUUUUCAUUUAUGCUAAUGGCAGGUUUCCAUGUUUCCAGUGUUCAAAUGAGCUUUGUUUGAUAAAUGCAGGUUUUGUGCAGGGAACAAAGAGCUUAUAACACUCUGCGUGUUCACGUGAUAUUUAAUUUCUUCCUUUCUGGAAAUUCAGGGAGUCUGUAAGUUGGUAAUUGGUUCACUUUGACCUUUCUAGACGUAUGGGAGACAGGAGAGACUGUAAAAUGUAUUGUUUUGGUAGCUAUUGUUAUAGGUAGCUAAUGAAUGAAACCAAAAGAAUUGAGAAUGCUGUUUGUUGUACAGUAUGAAGCUGCUAUGUUUCACUUCUCUCUUUAUGUUCUUCAGACAAGUUGCAGAGCUUUAAAAGCUCCUUAUGCAAACUGGUCCUGUUUUAUCUGCAACAUUUUGUGCACUGUCAUAAUGGUUAUGAAUUGGUACCCAGCUGUUUAAGUGUAUUCCAGUGCUUUGGGUUCUCUUUCCCAUUAUGUCAUUUUGAAAAAAAAUAUAGCUUUUGUAGUGGGUCACUUUAAGGUAAAUUAAAUCUGUGGUAAUUUCAAAAGAUAGAAAUAGCCUGUUGUCCAAAAUCACAGUAGGGCUAAUUUGUCUGUUGUUCUGAUGGUCAUAUAUUCUGUACUGUAUGUAAUGAACCAGUUUCAAUAAAUGUAAGAACACACUGUGCAAUCUAUAUUUAAGCAAUAAAAUAAACCAAAAUUUCAAAUUA